Exophiala oligosperma is the source of this 1056-nucleotide messenger RNA. RefSeq lists its product as uncharacterized. Gene Ontology annotation, molecular function: ER lumen protein retrieval receptor activity. Gene Ontology annotation, cellular component: cis-Golgi network; endoplasmic reticulum; membrane. Gene Ontology annotation, biological process: endoplasmic reticulum to Golgi vesicle-mediated transport; protein retention in ER lumen. The record is from RefSeq and is a predicted model, not a curated record. NCBI's taxonomy places the organism in Eukaryota, Fungi, Ascomycota, Eurotiomycetes, Chaetothyriales, Herpotrichiellaceae. The transcript has 3 exons. Bases 1 to 1056 code for a protein of 351 amino acids.
AUGAAUCUCAAUAUCUUUCGCAUCUUGGGCGAUGUCUCGCACACGGCCUCAAAAUGCAUUCUCAUCUGGGCUAUUCACUCCAAUAAGAGCGCUGAAGGCGUUUCACUCCUUACACAGAUCCUCUAUAUUGCAGUCUUCUGCACUCGCUAUCUAGACCUCUUUUGGGUAUCGCCGACUGUAUCCUGGUGGAAUUUUGUGCUCAAGAAUUUCUAUAUCUGGUCGUCCAUAUACAUCAUUGUGUUGAUGACCAGGGUGUAUGCCAGGACACGCGAGCAAGAGAAGGCCUGGAAAUGGGGCGCAUACGCAGCCGGCGCAUCACUGAUUGCGGCACCUUUGAUCUCACUGAUCUUCAACGGUUGGACACGCAGUACCUUUAGCGAAGUGCUCUGGACAUUCUCCAUCAUUCUCGAAUCUGUCUGUGUCCUUCCACAGCUUAUCCUCCUGCGCCAAACGACUGUACCAACCGUGAUUGACUCGUUCUAUUUGGUUACCUUGGGUUCCUACCGAGCAUUCUACCUUCUCAACUGGAUCUACCGUGCAUUUACUCCCUCGAAACCAGAUGCAGUUUCGGUUAUCUUCGGUAUUGUCCAAACGGCAUUCUAUGUGGACUUUGCGUGGGUAUACUGGACGAGACAAAGAGUCAAGCUGAGAGGCGGCGGCGUUGUGGAUGCAGAAGAUCUGAGAAAAGGAUGGCUGGUCAACCGCGUGUUCAAGCAAGGCCAAGAACCGACAGAGGAAGAUGAAGCGGAAGCAGGAAAUAGAGAGCCAAAUGGGAAUGUCCAGCCCAAAGUCAAUCGCUGGGGCCCACGUGGCAUAUCCAUUUCGGCCGACGAUACAUUGCACGAGCAUGAUAAGGGAAAGAGAGCCGUAAAGAGCGGUGAUAGCGGUGAUACUGAAGCAGAUCCCAUGCUUGCUUCAGGCUCAUUCCAACCGGACCCGGAAUCAUUUGAGUUUGCCGAUGAUGAUGACGACGAUGCUCCUCAGCUGGAUGACCCUGGCAAUAAAGUGCUGAACAGCAACGAAGAAUGGCGUGCUAGUUCACCUUCGAACAAGUGA